This is a messenger RNA of Melitaea cinxia (Glanville fritillary), 767 nucleotides long. RefSeq names its product zinc finger protein PLAG1-like. The record is from RefSeq and is a predicted model, not a curated record. The transcript has a single exon. Bases 222 to 767 code for a protein of 181 amino acids. NCBI's taxonomy places the organism in Eukaryota, Metazoa, Arthropoda, Insecta, Lepidoptera, Nymphalidae.
CUCAAAUACAUUUCUAUCGAAUCAAAUUUGUUUUAAUUUCGAUGAAAUAUAAAAACGGUUACCGUUUUAUUUAUUAAGCAUCAUUAAAAAACUGUUGUAUCAUUACGAAAUUACAUAAAAUACAACUAUAGAUGCGAAUCGAAUUGCCUACGUGUGUCCAAUUACUAACAAUAUACAUGAUCACAAUAACGUUCAUUUAUUAACUCCGGAACGGCUUCGUGAUGAAUAAGAAACCAGUCAGAACCGGCCCGAGGAUCCGGAUAACCAGACCCGCGAAUAGAAAAAAGGAGGAACUCACUCAGAAACAAGACGAUAGAAGCUACAUAUACACCUGCCAGUUCUGUCGUGUUAAAUUCACUCAGAACAGUCAUUUCUUCCGUCACAUGACGUCCAAUCAUCAAACCCAGCAGAGAGAAGCGACAUUCGAGUGCAACGACUGCCAGGUCGUCUUCAACAGAAAGAAUAAUCUGGAUUUCCAUUGUCAAACACACCAUCAGAUAAAGAGCAAAUCUAAGUGCGAAACCUGUGCUAUAACGUUCAAAUCGCGCUACUGUUUACGUAGACACAUGAAAUUAAAGCAGAUACUCGCUGAGAAUUCGUGUUUAAAAUGUCAAAAGAAAUUCACAAGUAAGGAUCGGCUUAUGAAGCAUAUGAACAAUAAACAUACGUAUAAAAAUGUUACGUUUGAGUGCGAUCACUGCUCCCUCAAGUUCAAAGCUAAGCAGUCACUCUCGAGUCACAUGAAUCGGAUACAUAAGAGAUUAUGA